Messenger RNA from Anastrepha ludens (Mexican fruit fly), 620 nucleotides. Its product is annotated as general odorant-binding protein 56d-like. The transcript has 2 exons. The record is from RefSeq and is a predicted model, not a curated record. Gene Ontology annotation, molecular function: odorant binding. Bases 113 to 526 code for a protein of 137 amino acids. NCBI's taxonomy places the organism in Eukaryota, Metazoa, Arthropoda, Insecta, Diptera, Tephritidae. Gene Ontology annotation, biological process: sensory perception of smell.
UUCGCCUGGCAAUCUGCAAUCAGUUCUCCGGCAACAUUCGCAGUGAGCGCGAGUUCCAGUUGUUUUUAAUAUAAUUAAAACCUGCCAAAGGAAAAAAAAUAAACAAAUCAAAAUGAAAGUAUUCGUUAUUGCUGCUGUACUUGCUUUCGUCGCUGCCGCUGUCGCUCAAGAAGGCAUCAAGUUAACUGAGGCGCAGUAUAAGAAAGUCCGCGGAAUAGCAAAUGACUGUAUCAAGCAGACCGGCACUAACGAGGCGGAUGUACUCAAUUUGCGUGCUGGAGGUUUCAGCGCUGUCGACGAGAAUGCGAAAUGCUUUGCUAAGUGCUUCCAAGAGCAUUUGGGCUACGUUAAGAACGGAAGUGUCGAUGAGGCUGCUGUGAAUAAGUCGUUAGGUCCAUUGGCCGGCGAGGAGAAAGUGAAGGCUGUUCAAGCCAAAUGCAAUGGUGCAACGGGUAGCAAUGACUGUGAUGCCGCUCUCGAGAGGUACAAGUGCUAUUAUGGCGAAAAUAUGAAAAUCCUUGAAUAAAUUUCAUUCUGUGAUUUAGUUUAAUUUAUGUAAUUGGGUUGCAAAUAAUUUCGUUUGUUCUAAAGCAUUUUUAGUGUCUCGUAAUAAAUGUUUU